AAACAUCAUAAAAGUUUUAUAUAACAACGGAAGGACUCAUUUUCACAGCAGAGUGCAUUAGUCAACACGUUUUCUUGUGGAGUAUAAAUUAGACUCGUCAGUCAAAUCGUAUUCAGAAUACCAUCACGAUGAUGCUCUGGAAAGUAUGGCCAGCAGUCUGAGGAGAUAUCAAAGAACUUAAAAAGUUGUUCCACAAUGAGAUGCUCAACAACUCAGCCAGCUGCUCAAAUUGAAAAAUGGACAGAAGAGGAAGUCCACCGCUGGCUGACGACAGAGGUCAAAGUACAUGAGACUUGUGCAAAUAAGUUCACUGAAGAGGAAGUGUCAGGUGACUCUUUAGUUGCCUUUACAAAGACAGAUAUAUUGGACUUGGGAAUAAAACAUGGUCCUGCUGUCAAAAUCAUAUCAUAUCUUGAAAGCCUGAAAGAUGGAUCACAACGUAAAGACUUCCCAGCAUUUGUGGACUGCUGGACAAAGGAGCAAGUAAGCCAGUGGUUACUGCAGCAUGUGAAGGUUUACCCCAGAUAUGCAGAGUGGCUCAGAGAAGAAGAUGUGUCUGGAGAUUGCCUUGUUUGCUUCAAGAAGCAAGAUUUUCUGGACCUGGAAGUCAAAAGUGGUCCUGCUGUUAAGAUUCUGGCACAACUCGAUCAGUUGAGCAAAAACCCAGAGCCGACCCUGAAACCAAUCCCUCAUACCAGCUCUGAUCAGAAAGAAUCUCCAAACCCCCAUCAAGCUGAAGUCAGUCAGGCUCAGACUGCAGCAUCUAACCAAGCAGAACCAAAUGAAUUAAAAACAGACCAAAAGGUGGCAAAUGAGUCUGGAAGGGUUCAACCGCAGUUCAAGACAGGUUCACUGGUGAAGAAAACUCAUCAGCCAAAGGCACAGAACUUGGAGGCCAGGAGGACAGAAAUGGAGACCCCAGUACUUUCAGAAGUGCCCAAUAUAACUGUGAUGAUCCAGGAAACCCUGGACAAACUUUAUAAAGAAGACCUUAAAAAGUUUCAUUUCCACCUCGACCAGUACACAAGAUCCAAGAAAAAACCAAUUCCUCAGAGUAAACUGGAGGGCAAGGACACCAUGGACACAGCAAAGUUAAUGACCGAAAACUACGUAGGCGGUGAAGCUUUGACAGUUACGAUUGAAAUUCUAAAAGAUAUCAGACAAAAUAACCUUGCUCAUCAGCUGGAAAACCAAAUGGGUGGACUGCAGCAGCACUGUCACUCCAAAAUAGUGGUAAAGAAAGAAGCUAACCAGGGUGACAAACUAAAGAACUUGGUAACUUGUGGUGGGAACUCACUGGACAACUAUGACUAUUUUGUUAUUGUCGUAAACAAGAGCAGUGCAGAACAAGUGCAGUACCUCCAGUUUUUGAAUAAGUUGAAACUUUUCUGUGUGUUAGACUUUGAUCCAAACUCUAAUACUCCAGAAGGACUGUGUCACUCCUAUAGAGACUCAAGGUGGGCUAACCUUCAUACCCCCUCACAAUAUCAAGGACAGAUUGACUCAGUCAUAAAGGACCUUAACCUCUACAAACAGACCAGCUGGAUCUUCUGCAAUGGGAGACAUGACCUUGAUAGUGACUCAAGUAAGGAGUUGGACUACUGGAACUGGUUGAGGGAUUCUUGCAGUGAUGUAGAGCAAAUGGUUUCAUUCAUCUGCCACCCUGAAGUUCUUCUCCAUGGAAAGAGUCUCAUUAUAUUCCUCCUUCUCUCACCUGUGCACUCUGAGGAAGACCCCAUUUUUGAGACCUACAGGGCUUUCGUGACAAAGAAGAAAGAGAAAAUGAUCAUUCAUAUUUCUGAUUCUCAGAGCACAUUGACCCAAUGUCCAUAAACGAGCUGAGUCUCAGUGAGGUCAACGGAACAAUAAUGGCUCUUGGACCAUUCAGUGAGUCAUCUGAAAGGCUGCUUCCAUCCUCUGACUCCAGCUUUGUUGUUCUGAAAAAGAAGGAUGAAGACUGCCUGACAGCUCUGGACAUUUUGUGUCUGAACCAGUGUGAAAAAAUUUAUGAAGAAAACAGUUCAGAGUUUCAUGCCAAAAAAAAAAAAGUUGAGGCAGAAUUCUACAGAGGAGGCAAAGUCAAAUGGUGGAACUUCUACUUCUGUGAAAAAGACAAACAGAAACCAUUUAUCAAGAGAGACAAGUAUGAAAAUGUGAAAAAGAUGAUCAUGAGUGAGAUAAGAGAGUCAACAAACGUGUGUACUCUGCUCAAUCUGUUUCACGAUCCCGGCUGUGGUGGCACCACUUUAGCAAUGCAUGUAAUGUGGGAUCUCCGAAAGGAGAUAAGAUGUGCAGUGCUGAAAGACAAUGAACUGCCGAUGACAGAGGUUGCUGUCCAAGUUGUGAAACUCAUGAAGCUAGAAAGCGAGAAACUGUGUCCAGUUUUGCUGUUAGUUGAUGACUCAAAGGAAACAGAGCAUCCUUACGAGCUUGUAAACUACAUCCUUCAAACUUUCUCUAACAUGAAUGUGGGAAACGAACAAAGUUGUAGAGUCAUCAUCCUCAACUGUGUUCGUUCCCAUAACCCAAAGGAGCAAUACAAACGGCACAACCCAAGUCAAUACAUCACUGCCUCCUUGACUCUAGAAGAACAGCAGGAGUUUGAAAAGAAACUCAAAGAGUUGAAAGAAACUCAUGACAAACCUGAAAACUUUUACAGUUUCAUGAUCAUGAAGAGCAAUUUUGACAAAAAGUACAUUGAGGAUCUUGCCCGAAACACCCUGGAGACCUUUGAUUCAAGCUCAAAGAAGGACCAACUUUUUGCCUUCAUUGCGUUACUUAACACCUAUGAGGCAGAGUCAGAAAUCUCAUGCUCCCUUUGCGAGGAUUUUCUUGGCAUGAAAACAUUUCGCAGGCAUGAGGAAAGUGCACUGGACAGAAUGGAGCCAUACUCAAACCUUCUCAUCAUAGACAGAGUUGAAAAUUUGGGAGAAUACAAAGGAAUCCGAAUCCUUCAUCACUCCAUAGCCUCUGCCUGUCUAGAAGAGUUGGAGAGAAGCUACUCUUUGAAAGUGAGUGAUAUCACUGUGGACAUUCUACAGUGUGACCUGUUCUUCAGCCAUGGAGUUGUCAAGCAAAGACUUAUGGACUCAGUUCAACGAAUGCUGAUUGUAAGGCAACACAAGAAGGAUGGUGUUGCAAGAGAACCAUUUUCUCCUUUAAUACAAAAAAUUCAGGGUGAGGAAGGGAGACAAACUGUUCAACAGGUCUUUGAGAAAGCAUCAUCCAGGUUUGAAAAAAGUGCAUCUAUUCCUCAGGCACUGGCAAGAUAUUUGUACAUCAGAGAGCGUGACUUCCCAGAAGCUCUGAAAUGGGCUGAAAAAGCCAAAAACAUUAAAGGAAACUCAUACACAGUUGACACAAUAGGGCAGAUUCACAAAAGCAAUUUGAAGAGUAACAUCCAGAGAGAAAAGCAGGAGACGUCAUGCAAUCCAGAAGACUUAAACACAAACAUCAAAAUAGCUAUUAAUGCUAUCACUGCGUUUAAAAAGGCCCAAGAGCUGACAAAUGCAGAGGAUGAACCUGAGGAGGAAGCCACUGAUGAUGAGUCAGAUGACUACCCCACUAAGUCAUACAAUGUAAAAGGCUAUGUGGGUCUGCUAGAAAUUGCAUUCCUGGUCUUUGAAAUAUUGAGCAGAUUGCCAUUUUUUGAAAAAAGUGUUCCAAUGAAGAGGACAUAUUUCCAAAGCUUCCUUAAAAGAACAAUCCCGAUCUCCAGCGUGCAUAAAGAGGACAACGAGACAAACAACAGGAUCGCGGAGAUCAUCAAAGGACACGAACAUUUUCUUCAACAUCUGAAAAUCGAGGCAAAAGAAACAUUUGACCUUCUUGAUAGUUACUUCACAUAUGUAAAAAGGAGAAUGUCAGAAUUCCAGUCAAUGAACCACAGGAUUGUCUGUAAUCUUUUUAAAGAGUAUGUUAGUCUCUUUUGCACCGAACCAGAGGAAAUGAAAAGAGAACAACAGAACCACCCUGAUAUCAAUCUGAAAAUCAAAACUGAAGAACGAAGACUGUAUCUUGAGAAGAAUCAAGCAGACACAUUUUCAGGAAUACUUCAGCGUUUGGACAAAUCUGUUGAGGAGAUUGAGAGGAUCACAGAAUGCUAUGCAUUCCUGCAACACCAACACCAAUACUUCAACAAAAAGCAGAAGACAAAGGAGACAAUCAAUUACAUUCUGUCCAACAUUGUUCUUCAUCUUUUGAAACCAAACUCCAAACAUGUAAAGAGCAUCAGCCACCUCUCUGACCUGCUUUUAACAACUCUGCAAGAUGUUGGGCGUGGAUAUCAUUUCCCCGACCCAUACUACCUGGCAUUGCUGUUGUUCUGGCCAAGUUCAACAGAGGUAAAUACCGAAAUCUUAACUUAUGUAAGAUCAAUUCGAAAUUCUUCUUACAAGUACCUCAAGUCGUUUCAAAAAAGGAGCACUGUUGCCUACCUAUACUUGGGAAAAGAAGAAGGGCUCAAGAGGCUUGUUUCAAAGCCCCAACUUGACAAGAACUUUAAGAUACCCCCUAAAACCUUGGCGCAACUCUGGCGGACUGGAGACAUUUUUAAAGAAAAAGGAAUCAUCAAACGUCUUCAGCGAAUCAGAGGAACCAUUGAGCAGGGAGAAGUGUUUGCCUGCUAUGGAAAACUGAAAAUCCCUGUGCGUCCUGCUCACGUUGGCCAUGUUAGCAGUGGUCACAGCACAGAAAGAAUUUCUUUCUAUCUCGGUUUUGCAAUCAAUGGACCCCUUGCUUAUGACAUCCAGUAUGAAAACUAGGAUGGUAAACUGCACAAACAAGUGCUACAUGCACUGACACUGGCACUGCUUAAAAGUUAGGUGACUGACUGUGAUGAAAUCUGAGACCCACCUCAUAAAUACAAAAAACAAACAACUACUGCAAGGAAAAUGUAGCUAUAGUUCUAAAUGUAUGCUUUGAAUUGUUUUGUUCUAACCUUCCACUCAUGUCUUUUAAGUGUUUUAUGUAUAAGACAGUGUUUAUAUAUAUUGUAUAUAGUAUUUAGGAGUGUAUUUUCUGCAGUUUUUGUUUAUUUUGCAUUGUUUUGUUAUGAGCUGAUGGAAAUGUAGCAGUUCCAGCAAAAAAAAAAAAGUUUUUAUUUGCCUACAACUGUAAACAUCAAUACACUAGUCGAGCAUGGUUGAUUACAAGGAAAUAAACUGUACAAACAAGUGCAAUACAAGCACUGAGGGGGAAGUCCUUAAAAACGGUGAUUCACUCUGAUGGAAUUUGAAAGAUCUCUUUGGUAAACAAGCAAACAAAGAUAUCAGAGCCAUAUGCCUUUCCUGUAGCUUGUUUAUGUUUAAUGCUUUUUACUCCCAGUUUUUUAAACAAUUGUUUACCAGUCAAUGAUGUCACUCAAGUUGUUCCUGUACAUAUGUUCCAGCCUUUUAUGAACAAUUGAGAUUAAUUUUUUCUAGUUGCCUCUUGCAGGUGUGACAUAUUUAUUUAGCAUUUUUUUUAUCUGCAGGUGUUUAAAUGUAUACAGUAUUUAAGUAGUGUUUAUUACAGAAACUAAAUUGUAAAAAUACAAGCACAGAGGAGAAACCCUUGGAAAAAUGUUUCUUACUGUGAUGGAAUUUGAAACACACCUCAUAAAUAAUUAAGCAAAUAAUGUUUUUUCAUUCCAUAAACUUUUUCUAAAUGUCAAUGAUGUAACUUGAGUGGUUUAUGAAUAUGUUUUUAUAUAUGGACAUUUUUGAUAUGAACCUUUUUUGAACACUUGUUUUCAGUUUUCUGAGGCAUUCUUGUUCUUUGUUGUCAUUUUUUGUUGCCUAUUUGUGAUUCCAGAUGUGGUGCAAUUACUCAAUUGUUUCCUUUAAAAUAUGCAAGUGUUAUAUUAGUUCAGUAGGAGAGCAAAAUAAUUGUAGAAGUGUAAAUUGUAUAUCCUGUCUACUUUUAUUUCUUAAAUAUUUCAUCUUUUAAAAAACUUUUUGUUCUUGACAUAUACUGUAAUUAAAAUGUUUACUCAAUUUAUUGACAAAGAGAUAAAGGAGUCCUAGCUCCUGAAUCCCAUGAGAACUAUCUGGUGUUUAAUACACUUUGUUUUUGUUGAACUAUAAAGCAUAAUUAAACAAAGACUAGCAAAUAUGAACAAAAUGGAAAGUUAUUUCUGUCAUUGUGAAAUAAAAAUACACUGCUUUUGCAUUCUUC
Messenger RNA from Notolabrus celidotus (New Zealand spotty), 6156 nucleotides. RefSeq names its product sterile alpha motif domain-containing protein 9-like. The transcript has 4 exons. Gene Ontology annotation, molecular function: protein binding. The record is from RefSeq and is a predicted model, not a curated record. The coding region runs from base 196 to 1833 and encodes 545 amino acids. NCBI's taxonomy places the organism in Eukaryota, Metazoa, Chordata, Actinopteri, Labriformes, Labridae. Gene Ontology annotation, cellular component: cytoplasm.